GUGGAGUACUCAAUCAGCUGCGGUGGGCUCCGGCGGAAACUGCUGCUGCCGAAUAGAAGAAGAAGAACCGUGAGCUGCGGCUGACUCGGACGAAUAAUCUAUCCGUUCGGAGCAGGACGAAGCCGACAUGGUAAUCAUGCACCAGCGCACGGAUUUUUUUUAGGCCAACGUGGGCCUUGCGCAUUGGUUUCCCGGCGCCACCACGGCUUUUGAGAUCCAUCCGUAGACGGGCUCGGCAGCGGCUUCCCUUCUCUUUUUCGAAGGAGACGCCAAUUGGAUUUGGAAUUUGCUUCACACCACUCCUAAAAAUCAGCACUCCAGUGUCAGUCUGGGCAUAUCCAUGCGCACACCGCACGCUUCCUAUCAUCUCCACUUCUCCUGUGGUACUUUGCUUGGGAAGACGCAAAUCUGGCCCAGAUACGAGAUUGCAACCUUACCAAAAAAAAGAGCUUCCGCUAGGCGUAUGGUACAGUUCGGAUAGCAAGUGAUAAACCUUGAGAAAAUCCAUCUUAUCCCUUCCCUUGCACCGCCGCCAUACCACAUACAGAUCGCCUACUGCACCACGACACUGUCGUCCCUCUCGCGGACCGCGACGCCGCUAAAAGAUCUGGAAGAAUCCGCCCCCGCGCAAGCACGCCACGAUAAGCUCCAAACCGCCCCGGGCCCACACGCACACCCCCACUUAAUUCAGAAACCCAUCGAUUCCUCUGUUUCCUCUGCUCCGCCCCCAACACCCCGUAUAAAUACGGCGCGCCACUCCCGCCACUCGCCGCACACAAGAAAGAACAUCAGCACGCAGAACAAAUCAAGCAAGCUCUCCUCUCACUCGUUUCUUGCUCGGUUCAUUUGCGGCGUCAGCGAUGGGCGACCUGAUUCCGGGGUUGCCGGAGGAGGUGGCGAGGGAGUGCCUCAUCAGGGUGGGCUUCGACCAGCUGCCCGCCGUGCGCCGCAUCUCGCGGCAGUGGAAGGAGGAGGUCGAGUCGCCGGACUACGGCCGCCUGCGCCGCGCCGAGGGGCUGGCGCGCCCGGUGCUCGCCAUGGUCCAGGCGCAGCCCGAGCGCGUCGAGCCUGGCCCGGCGCAGAAGCACGCGUCGGCGUCGGCGGCCAACGGCGGACCCGCGAACAACUACAGGAUGGUGCUGCUGGACCCGGUGGCGGGGCGGUGGGCUCCGCUCCCGGUGCUGCCCGGCCCGACCGGGAGCCUGCCCCUGUUCUGCCAGGUCGCCGCGGUGGACGGCCCGCAGGGGAGGAAGCGGCUGGUGGUCGUCGGCGGGUGGGACCCGGAGUCGUGGGCGCCGACGGACUCGGUGUACGUGUACGACUUCCUGACCGGCGCGUGGCGCCGCGGGGCGCCCAUGCCGGGCCCGCGCCGGUCCUUCUUCGCCACCGCGGCCGUCGGCGGGGCCGUGUACGUCGCCGGCGGGCACGACGAGGAGAAGAACGCGCUCCGGUCGGCGCUCGCGUACGACCCGGACGCCGACGCGUGGGCCGCGCUCCCGGACAUGGCGGAGGAGCGCGACGAGCCGCGCGGGCUCUGCGUCGGCGGCAGGUUCCUGGUCGUCGGCGGGUACCCGACGCAGGCGCAGGGCCGCUUCGCCGGCUCCGCCGAGGCCUUCGACCCGGCGACGGCGGCCUGGGACACCGUCCAGGAGGGCCUGCUCGAGGACGGCGCGUGCCCGAGAACCUGCUGCGUGGCGCCCGGAGCCGAGUGCAUGUACAUGCUCCGCGAAGGGAACCUCGUGGCGCGCGACGGCGGCGCCUCGGCGGGGUGGCGCACGGUGGCGUCCGUGCCGGGGGACGCCCGCACGGCGUCGACCGUCUCCGCCAUCCCCGGCGGCCGCGUCGUGGUGAUCGGCUCAGGCUGCCACGGAGGCGACCAGACCGUGUACAUGCUGCGCGACGAGGCCGGCAACGGCAAGGCCGCGUCCUGGGCGCGCGCCCCGGCGCCGCCGGAGUUCUCCGGGCACGUGCAGGCCGCCUGCUUCCUAGAGAUCUGAUCUGAUCACCUAAGCGUGUGUACAGAACCAUGAAUAGUGUACAUAGAGGUAGUAUAUGUGUGCAUAUAACGCAUCAAUGCGCGUCUGCGAGGGCUGCGCCUUUUCGCGCCAUGACUCGAGCUUGCAUUGCACCCGUGUAAGAAAAUGAUGGUUAAACGAGCCCAGAAAGAUCGUUGCAAUGAACAAUGUUUUCGAUUU
Triticum aestivum (bread wheat) is the source of this 2195-nucleotide messenger RNA. Its product is annotated as F-box/kelch-repeat protein At1g80440. The coding region runs from base 861 to 1997 and encodes 378 amino acids. Lineage: Eukaryota; Viridiplantae; Streptophyta; Magnoliopsida; Poales; Poaceae. The record is from RefSeq and is a predicted model, not a curated record. Gene Ontology annotation, biological process: regulation of phenylpropanoid metabolic process; negative regulation of cytokinin-activated signaling pathway. The transcript has a single exon. Gene Ontology annotation, molecular function: protein binding.